Molecule: messenger RNA, 702 nt
Organism: Daktulosphaira vitifoliae (grape phylloxera)
Lineage: Eukaryota; Metazoa; Arthropoda; Insecta; Hemiptera; Phylloxeridae
Exons: 1
Coding region: 28-702 (224 amino acids)
Biological process (GO): regulation of DNA-templated transcription
Cellular component (GO): transcription regulator complex; nucleus
Molecular function (GO): transcription coregulator activity; protein binding
Source: RefSeq, a predicted model, not a curated record
CUAUGUAAAUAUUUCAGAUUGAUUAUUAUGAGAAAUGGAGAGAUUAUUUUUACUCAACUUGGAAAAAACUCGUUAAAUCCAAGAUUGCCAAAGCCUACGAAUAGAAAAAUACCUGACCUGAUGCCAAUUGGGAUGACCUCUAUAGACCAAUCUAAUUUGAAAGAUGAGAAUUACAAAAACGCAAAAAAAAAUGGAUCCAAAAAAAAUAAUGAAUUCGAUUUUUUUACUGUGAAAUCUUCACAUGAAAAUGAUAUUAUAGAAUUAGAUUCAGGCUCGGAUGAUGAUAUUAUCAAGAAAAAUAAGCUCAAUUUAAGAGAUAAAAAUUUAAACAUUAACUAUCCUCCACCAUUGCCUAUCACUCCACAAUAUAUGGACCAGCCUAAUUGGAAAUCUCUUCCGUCUAAUCCGUUAUUAAAUAUCAAUAUUAUCGACAGCAUAGUCGAACUAGAAUGGACUAUGAAGUCAUCUUAUCCAACAGCCCAAGUUGCAUCCUUUGAAUUGUAUCUUUGCAAAGAAACAAAUGAACCUCCCAAAGAAAACAUGUGGAUUAAGUUAGGAGAAUGCAAGAUUGAAAAGUAUCCCAUGGUUCGGAAUUUGACAGACUGUUCUAUAGGGUCGUAUUGGAUUGCUUUAAGAGCUAUCGAUGUUCAUGAUAGAAGAGCUCCUUUCAGUAUUCAUAAGUUUCAUUUUCCUUCUUACUAA